Messenger RNA from Tachyglossus aculeatus (Australian echidna), 2736 nucleotides. RefSeq names its product phospholipase A2 group IVD (gene PLA2G4D). Gene Ontology annotation, cellular component: cytosol. NCBI's taxonomy places the organism in Eukaryota, Metazoa, Chordata, Mammalia, Monotremata, Tachyglossidae. The transcript has 23 exons. The coding region runs from base 1 to 2736 and encodes 911 amino acids. The record is from RefSeq and is a predicted model, not a curated record. Gene Ontology annotation, biological process: glycerophospholipid catabolic process. Gene Ontology annotation, molecular function: calcium ion binding; calcium-dependent phospholipid binding.
AUGACUAAAUUGGCCCCAAGUGAUGACACAGCUCUGCAAAUGCUACACGCCACAGUCCCUGGCUCCUCUUCCAACCCCGUGACCCCCGCGUUCGGCCCUAGCCUGCGUCCUACGCCAGCGGUCCAGGAAAUAGGCAUCGAGAGGGAGAGGUCCAGCACAGCACAGGACGGCGAUGGUGGACGCCCCCCGACCCUGUCCCCCUCAGGAAUAGAAUGGGAUGCAGGGAAUGGGAAAGGCAGUUUCCUUCAGCUGCUGCUGGACGGAAGCUGCAGGGGUCCGGGACCCUCUGAGCUGGGGUGGCCGCCCUCCGGCCUGACCUUUUCUGUGCAGGGGGAAGCCUCCUCCUCCUCCUCCUCCUCCUCCUCGUCCCCACGACAUCGGCUCACCGUGAGGGUCAUCGAGGCCCGAAACCUGCUGGAAGGAGACCUGUGGAGCAAGGCUGACCCGUACGUGGUCCUGCGGCUGCCUCUGGCUUCCGGCACCAAGCUCCGCACCCAGACCGUCACCAACUCCAGUCACCCUGUCUGGAACGAGGCCUUCCACUUCCAGAUCCAGAGCCUGGUCAAGAACAUCCUGGAGCUGCAGAUCUACGACGCCGACUCCGUCUCGAGCGACGACGCCCUCUUCACUGUCCUUUUCGACGUGACCGAAGUCCAGGCCGGUCAGCUCCUCCGAAAGACCUUCUCUCUGAAUCCUCCGGGGGCGGCGGAGCUGGAGGUGGAAAUGCUGGUGGAGGAGACGACGGAGCCCCCCGAAAACCUCCUCACCAACGGCGUCCUCGUGGCCCGCGAGUUGACCUGCCUGGACGUGCGGCUGGACAGGGAGAGCAGCACGGCGGCUCUAUCAGGGGAGGACCGCCUGGAGCUGACGCUGGAGGGAUCUUACGAAGGAUGCCAGGACGUUGCCCUGGGCCCGGCCCCUGCCGGUCCCCUCCACUUCCACUACGUGAUGUCGCAGGAGACGGAGCUGAGUGGGCAAUUGAGGAGCAGCAGCAGUGGCAGCGGAGGGGGUGAAGAAGACCCAGCCAACAUCCUGACUGUCCCCCUUGGGUCCCUUUGUCACGGGGCGGAGGUGACAGCCUCCGUUCCUGCCCCAAACGACACAGCGCUGAGGCUGCAGCUCAAGGCCGAUGACUGCCCCGGGGAGCUCUCCGUGCGCCUGGGCUUCGAGCUGUGCACAGGGGAGCGGGCCUUCCUCAGUCGGAGGAAGCACGUGGUGGCCGAGGCCCUGAAGCGACUCCUGCAGCUGGAGGAGGAUCUGCCCCAGGACCAGGUCCCGGUGGUCGGGGUCAUGGCCGUCGGCGGGGGGCCUCGGGCCAUGACCUCCCUGUACGGCCACCUCUCGGCCCUCCAACACCUGGACCUGCUGGAUUGUGUCACCUACAUCAGCGGCACCUCAGGGUCCACCUGGACCAUGGCCAGCCUGUACGGGGACGCGGACUGGUCGCGGAAGGGCCUGGAGAAGCCCAUCGGCCACGCCCGCCGCCAUAUGACCAAGAGCAAGCUGGCCACCUUCUCGCCCUCACGCCUGAGCGGUUUCCAGAGGGAGAUGGGCCGGCGGGCCGGGCAGGGCCACCCCCCGUCCUGCGUCGACCUGUGGGGCCUGGUGCUGGAGUUCUUGCUGCAUGGCCAGGUGACCGAACAGAAGCUGUCGGAACAGCGGCAGGCGCUGGAUCGGGGCCAGAACCCGCUCCCCCUCUACCUGGGCCUCAACGUCAAAGAGGACAACCUGGGGACCCUUGACUUCAAGGAAUGGGUGGAGUUCUCCCCCUACGAGGUGGGCAUCCUCAAGUACGGCGCCUUCGUACCCCCCGAGCUCUUCGGCUCCGAGUUCUUCAUGGGGCGGCUGAUGAAGCGGCUGCCCGAGUCCCGGAUCUGCUUCCUGGAGGGCCUCUGGAGCAAUGUUUUCUCCGUGAACCUGCUGGACGCCUGGUAUGACCUGACCUGCUCAGACGAGGCCUGGAAGGAGCACAUCCGCAACAAGACUGGAAACAUCGAGAAGGAGCCGCCCGGUUCCCAUCACCCAGAGGGGUCCUGGUUGCGUCCGGGAGAGUCGCUGGCCCAGGCCUUCCAGGGCUUCCUGACCGGGCGGCCGCUCAACCAUCGCAGCCACAACUUCCUACGGGGCCUCCAGCUGCACCGUGGCUACUGUGGCCACCCGGACUUCCGUACUUGGAAAGACUGCCAGCUGGACUCCGUGCCCACCCAGCUGACCCCGCAGCAGCCGCAGCUCUGCCUGGUGGACGCCGCCUAUUUCAUCAACACUAGCUGCCCGCUGCUGCUGCGGCCCGGCCGAGGCCUGGAUCUCAUCCUCUCCUUCGGAUAUGCCCUCAACUCGCCCUUCGAGGCACUGGAGCAGACGGAGCGCUACUGCCGCGAACAGGGGAUCCCUUUCCCCGCCAUCAAGCUGACCCCCGAGGAGCGGCUCUGGCCCAGGGAAUGCCACGUCUUCUCAGACCCCGCCUGCCCGGAUGCCCCCAUCGUGCUGCACUUCCCCCUGGUCAACGACUCCUUCCGCCAGCACUCGGCCCCCGGAGUCCGGCGUAGCCCAGAGGAGCUGGAGGGCGGCCAGGUGGACCUGGAGGCCUUCCUGUCCCCGUACUCGCUGCUGAACAUGACCUACAGCGAGGAAGACUUCGAUCGGUUGCUGCGUCUCAGCGAAUACAAUGUGUGCAACAGCCGCUCCAUCAUCCUGCAGGCCCUGCGGUCAGCCCUGGGCCGCCGCCGCCGUCCCUAA